AUGGCUUCUAUCUGCACAAAGACCCAAAAGCUCAACACCGGCGCCUCCAUCCCUUCAAUUGCCCUCGGAUGCUGGCAGGCGUCGCCAGAGGACACGUACACCUCAGUUCUGGCCGCCUUGAAGGCCGGCUACAGACACAUCGACACCGCCCAUGUGUACUGCAACGAGGCGGACGUGGGCAGAGCCAUCAAGGACUCGGGCGUCCCUAGAGAGUCGCUGUUCAUCACCACCAAGCUCUGGAACACCAACCACAGAGACCCAUUGUCUGCGCUGAACGGCUCGUUGGAGAGACUCGGCAUGGACUACGUCGACCUGUACCUGGUGCACUGGCCUGUUCCCUUUGUCAAGCCUCCACCAGACGCUGAGGAACAGCUGUUCCCGAAGGAUCCGAACAACCCUGGAAAACCAGCCCUCGACAAAGACUGGGAUUUCGUCAAGACAUGGGAGCUGAUGCAGCAGCUGCCUAAGGAGAAGGCCCGGGCCGUGGGCGUGUCGAACAUGUCCAAGACAAACCUGGAGAAGCUGCUCUCUGCGCCAACCACCAAGGUCGUUCCUGCAGCCAACCAGGUCGAGAUGCACCCAUACUACCCGCGCCACCAGCUGCUCGAGUACUGCAAGCAGAAAGGCAUUGUUGUGGAGGCGUACUCGCCGCUGGGCAGCACUGGCUCGCCGCUGCUCAAGGACGAGGACAUCAUUGCGCUCGCCGAGAAGAAGGGCAUCUCUCCGGCCUGUCUGGUGAUCUCGUGGGCGCUGCACAGAGACACUGUGGUGCUGCCAAAGAGCGUGACUCCGUCGCGGAUCGAGGCCAACAUCAAGGUCGUCGACCUGGACGACGAGACCGCCGACGCCAUCUCGGCGCUGUACAAGACCAAGGGCAGACGGAUCCUGAACCCGGACUGGGGCGUUCCCGUCUACAACGACGAGGAGGACAACUUUUAG
Ogataea haglerorum is the source of this 939-nucleotide messenger RNA. RefSeq lists its product as uncharacterized. The record is from RefSeq and is a predicted model, not a curated record. Gene Ontology annotation, molecular function: aldose reductase (NADPH) activity. Gene Ontology annotation, cellular component: cytosol. The transcript has a single exon. The coding region runs from base 1 to 939 and encodes 312 amino acids. NCBI's taxonomy places the organism in Eukaryota, Fungi, Ascomycota, Pichiomycetes, Pichiales, Pichiaceae.